Molecule: messenger RNA, 652 nt
Organism: Durio zibethinus
Lineage: Eukaryota; Viridiplantae; Streptophyta; Magnoliopsida; Malvales; Malvaceae
Product: Histone superfamily protein
Cellular component (GO): nucleosome
Molecular function (GO): protein heterodimerization activity; DNA binding; structural constituent of chromatin
Source: RefSeq, a predicted model, not a curated record
GAUCACUCUCCCAACUGAGCACUCCCCACUUCCCCUAUUAAAAUCCCACCAUUUAGUUUCAAUCCCCUAAGGUAUCCAUCAAAUCACCAAAUCAACAAAAUAAUUUUCGCCAUCCUUGUUGGAUUUUCAAGAUGUCAGGAAGAGGAAAGGGGGGCAAGGGACUUGGCAAGGGAGGAGCAAAGCGCCACCGUAAGGUCCUCCGCGAUAAUAUCCAGGGAAUUACAAAGCCAGCAAUUCGGCGUUUGGCUCGUAGGGGAGGGGUCAAGCGUAUCAGUGGCUUAAUCUACGAGGAAACUCGUGGGGUUCUGAAGAUCUUCUUGGAAAACGUGAUUCGUGAUGCCGUGACCUAUACCGAACACGCGAGGAGAAAGACUGUGACCGCUAUGGAUGUGGUUUAUGCACUGAAGAGGCAGGGUAGGACUUUGUAUGGAUUUGGUGGUUAGAUCUUAGAUGAAUUUAGGGUUUAGGUUUGAGACAGUCGGUGAUGGGGAUUUGAAAGCCUUGCCGUCAAGAAUGCUUGAGCGAUUAGUAUUAGGGCUUGUAAUUAGUUGGUCUGUUGGGAUUAUUAGAAAUUAUAAGUUGUUCUGUUGUUUGCUUUUGCGAUUUGUAAUUCUUCCCUGAAUUGCAGAUUUUAAUGAAAUUUGAAGUUAAU